AUGACCAUCCCAAUGAUGAUGGACAUCUCAAGAGGACCAUUUUCCCUGAUUUUGAAGCAACUGAGACCUAUAAAAGUGGAGGGUAUCUCCAAACAAACCGGGGAGUCGGAGAACAUAAUUUGCCGCAGUGACACAACAGCUUUCAUCAUGGGUAUCAAAGAUAGUUUCAUGGGCGCUUCCACUUUGACGAAAGUAGCAUUUAUCGUGUUACUCUUAGCUCAGAUAUGUAGCUGGAUUGCGUUCACGGUAUCUGCAUGGGCCAAACUGUAUGGAGCUGGUAAUACUUAUUCGUAUUAUGGUCUAUGGAGAGUGUGUAGUAGUGCUCAAUCAAACGCUGUGUCUUCGUGUAGCCCAUUGGAUGGAACUGGUCUUGAAUGGUACGGCGCCACCCAGGCAUUCGCCACAUUUGGCUUCGUGGGCAUCAACGUGGCCUUCCUCAUUGUCGUCCUGCAGAUGUUCACCGACAAAUGCAAGUCGGUCAGCGAUCUCACUAUUGUAAACGCCAUCAUCUGUUUUACGGCAGCCGUGUGCUAUUUACUGGCAGUUAUCAUCUUUGCAGCAUCGUUUGACAAAUAUUACGGGAGCCACGACUUCAGUUCAUCGUUUGGUCUGGCUAUUGUGGCGGUCAUUCUUGCCGCUGUUGCUGGUGUGGUGAUUAUAUUGGAUAAGAAAGGCGGCGGCGGAACAUCUCCAGCCUAGAUACACGACGGAGAAAAAUUCUUGUAACUAAAUGAAGAAAACUUUAUGAGUGAUUCCAAAGUUGCAUUCUGUAAAUAAUAUUGCCACUUACUUUCCAGUCUAAUGGGAGUCGAGGACUAUUACAGCAUAGGCAUUAAAGUGGUAUUAAAGCGCCAUUUUGCAACCGUCUAGAAUCUUUAUUAUAUAUAGCAACAGAGACUACUUUCAAAAUGGCAUUUUCGAACUGCAUAUAACAAUAAAUAUUCAAUAUUUGGCUGUUGUUGACAAUUCGUGUUAAGUUUUUUUUGCGAUCAUUACACAGUGAAGUGUAAACUAUAUUUAAACAGUAUUUCAAUAACUCAUUACUCACCACCAUGGCUAGGGCUUAUUAAUUCGUCAUUCCAGGUAUUCAAGUUAUUAUCUGUAUGACAGAAACAAGAGACCUGCCGCUGUUAUAAUUGAUAAUACAAACGAAAGUAAAUAAAUAUUACUUUUACUAGGCCUAUAUGAAGGUGCAGAAUUUCUCAUUAAUUGGGAGUAAUGCGCUGUCUCGGUUAAGAUAAAAACUAUUUAUUUAUUUAUUUUUCUUUCCUUUCUUUUGCUUUGAGUGUUUCUUUCUAAGUUUUUAUUUGAAGAGUUAUUUCAUAACGUGUAUUUACGUUUCUGUAUUUAAUUUAAAUCAGUUUUAGCCGCCAAUAAAAUAAUUAAUGGUGGACAGUUUAAGUUGGAUAAUUGGUGCCUCAUCAAAAGUUUUGAAUAUAUAUACUCUAUCAUGGAAUAAAUUAUAAAAAUUGUACCACCUAAACAGUAUUGUUUUUAAGUUUACGUCUUCUUUUUUUCUUUUUUUCCUGGGGCAUGGCAGUAGAGAAAAUAUUGUCUUUUUAUAAUGAUUUGUCUUCAAAAGCUAAACAUGUGUUUUUAUCUUGUUAAAUAUGAUACAGCUACAAUCCAUACCACAUUGUCUCAAGUUAGCUCGCACUGGCAAGUCAGCUGAUGUUCUCGGUAGUCUUUAUAAAAUGUACAACUAAUAGUAGUCUUCUAAAUGUGUAUUUAAAACUCUAUUAAAAAUAAACGUUUUUGAUAAA
This is a messenger RNA of Gigantopelta aegis, 1763 nucleotides long. RefSeq lists its product as uncharacterized. Bases 1 to 699 code for a protein of 232 amino acids. The transcript has 4 exons. Lineage: Eukaryota; Metazoa; Mollusca; Gastropoda; Neomphalida; Peltospiridae. The record is from RefSeq and is a predicted model, not a curated record. Gene Ontology annotation, cellular component: plasma membrane.